Molecule: messenger RNA, 393 nt
Organism: Rotaria sp. Silwood2
Lineage: Eukaryota; Metazoa; Rotifera; Eurotatoria; Philodinida; Philodinidae
Source: the annotation of a GenBank genome assembly
AUGUUAAGCAAGAUUGGUGCUACAGAAGUUACAGUAACACCUUCAUCAGCAGCUGUAGUUUUUACUGUGACAUUAACUGCUAUAUUUUCAUUGACAACAUUACUACAAUGGCAUUAUCUUUAUUGUGGACCAAGUGGAAUGAUAUUUCGUCAUGAAUUAUUUCCAUCUUAUACAAAAUAUUCAGCAUAUUUAGCUUUACUUGCUGCUGUUGCAAAUAAUUUUGGUACAUUUGCUGGAACUUUAGUCGUUCAACAGAAAGUAUCUUCAUUUUGGGGAGCUUUUUUUAAUGCUAUUGGACUUCUAAUACCUGUUUUUGGAACAUUAAGCUUUCAACUACGUGUAUCACAUGAAAAUAUCUUGUAUUCAAUUUUGUUAAAUAAAUGUUCUGCCUAA